Messenger RNA from Laetiporus sulphureus 93-53, 1262 nucleotides. RefSeq lists its product as uncharacterized. The record is from RefSeq and is a predicted model, not a curated record. The transcript has 2 exons. The coding region runs from base 153 to 791 and encodes 212 amino acids. NCBI's taxonomy places the organism in Eukaryota, Fungi, Basidiomycota, Agaricomycetes, Polyporales, Laetiporaceae.
CCCCCUCAUAACACCACUGCCCAAGCCUCCGCAAGCGCCACGCCCCUGCCUGCCGUUUACCUGAAGUACUGGGUUCGUCCGCGCUCUCUUCGAGCUCUCCCCACGAGGCCCGCCGUCAUCGUCGUUCGAUCGCUCAAACGAUAGCCUCUGAGAUGCGUUCCGCCCUCGUCGCCGCAAUCGGCCUUGCCGUCCUCGCUGUGCUGCCUGUGCCCGCAGCCGCCCUCCCCGGUCCCACUCCCGCCAUCCAGGCCCGUGCACCGGGCCCGUCCCAUGGUCACGACCCGCACAACGACCGUCGGGGCCCCGUACGUCGGACCCCUGUCGUUCAGGCUCGCGCGCCGGGCCCAUCCCAUGGUCAUGACCCGCACAACGAUCGUCGGAGCCCCGUCGUCCAAGCACGCGCGCCGGGCCCGUCGCAUGGUCAUGAUCCGCACAACGAUCGUCGGGCUGCCGCCGUCCAGCGGGGCCCACAAAAGCGCGAGCAGCAGCUCAUUCCCGCCGUUCAAGAUGUGACUCACCUCUGCCCCCUGUCCAUGUCCGCCUGCCCGAUCUCUUCGUCCGUGCCGUUGUCGUUGAUGGAGUGGAUCGAGCAAGGCUUCGAAUGCGUGGACCUCAGCGAGGACCUCAACUCCUGCGGAGGCUGUGGAUCCGUUGAUACGCAAUUUGACUGCACCGCCAUCCCCAACGCGCUCGCGGUGUCGUGCGUCGUCGGCGGCUGCCACGUCGACUCGUGCAAGACAGGAUACGCGAUCGCCGCGGACAGCAAGACGUGCGUCUCUGCGCUCGCGUAGACACGAACCGAACGAACCGCACACCUACCGCAUGGCGCGGCUGCUAUGUGCGAUCGACAGACACUCCUAUCUCUACGAUUAGCUAUAGAUUCUGUGCUGCCGACGUGCGACGCACGAUGCACGAUGCACGAUACGUUGGUGGCAUGCGUUGUACAGUACGUUCGUCGGUUGUGUGCUUGGACAUUUUUGUAUUAGCAUGGACGAUCCGGUGCUCUCCUCCUUCGUUGCGCUGUCGCCGUGCUGUAUCCAGCGUGGUGCGCGAGGCGGGGAGCUUACCUUAAUAUGCUGUUACAUUUACUUUUUUACACCAAACCUUCUACUUUCGAUACGCGUUGGCUAUACUGCAAAGAGCGGUGCCCUCCUUACGAUCCCUCAUGCUAUGCCGAGACGCUGUCACCCUAUUUAUCGAUUAGUAUAUAUGCCAGAUAGAUAGAUGCACUCUUCAGCCUAUGUAUAGAUCUAGAAUGCGCG